Molecule: messenger RNA, 8154 nt
Organism: Echinops telfairi (small Madagascar hedgehog)
Lineage: Eukaryota; Metazoa; Chordata; Mammalia; Afrosoricida; Tenrecidae
Gene: BLTP3B
Product: UHRF1 binding protein 1 like
Exons: 20
Coding region: 157-4473 (1438 amino acids)
Source: RefSeq, a predicted model, not a curated record
CAGCUGUGGCCUCAGCCGGGGCCUCAGGUCUCUCCCGGGCGUGAGCACCCAGACGCCACUCCUCCGGCCAGGUUAACCGGAAUCCAGAGGCGGCGGCCACGAGGAGAGGAGCAGUGAGCCACAGCGAGAGCGCGCCGCGCCACCGGCCCCGGCACCAUGGCUGGGAUCAUCAAGAAACAGAUCCUGAAGCACCUCUCCAGAUUUACCAAAAAUCUGUCUCCUGACAAGAUAAACCUGAGUACCCUAAAAGGAGAAGGUGAACUGAAAAACCUGGAACUGGAUGAAGAGGUGCUGCAGAACAUGUUGGAUUUGCCGACCUGGCUUGCCAUCAACAAAGUGUUUUGUAACAAAGCAUCCAUUAGGUCCCUAGAUAAAGUAAUAAUGGAAAUGAGUACAUGUGAAGAGCCACGAGCCCCUAAUGGCCCUUCACCGAUUGCAGCGGUUUCAGGACAAAGUGAGUAUGGUUUUGCUGAAAAAGUAGUCGAGGGCAUUACUGUGUCUGUAAACUCCAUUGUCAUCCGAAUUGGAGCCAAAGCCUUUAAUGCGUCUUUUGAGCUUUCUCAGCUGCGGAUAUAUAGUGUAAAUGCUAACUGGGAACAUGGAGAUUUAAAAUGUACUCGUAUUCAGGAUCCACAGAGAGGAGAGGUUUUGACAUUUAAAGAAAUAAAUUGGCAGAUGAUUCGGAUCGAAGCAGAUGCUACUCAAAGUUCACAUCAUGAAAUUAUGUGUGCUCCCGUUCGAUUAAUAACCAAUCAGUCAAAAAUCCGAGUCACACUGAAAAGAAGAUUAAAGGAUUGCAAUGUCAUAGCAACAAAGCUAGUUCUAAUUUUGGAUGACUUAUUAUGGGUUUUAACGGAUUCCCAAUUGAAGGCCAUGGUACAAUAUGCAAAAUCUCUUAGUGAAGCAAUAGAAAAAUCAACAGAACAAAGGAAGAGUAUGGCUCCUGAACCUACGCAGAGUUCCACUGUAGCACCAUCUACCCAGCAAGUGAAAACACCACAGACUUCAAAUGCUCCUGAUCUAAAUGAUGCAAUUGUGAAGCUAUUCAGUGACUUUGAUGUUAGAGAAACCUCUCAUCAUUUAGUGAUUUCUCAUCUAGAUCUACACAUAUGUGAUGACAUUCAUGCUAAAGAAAAAGAGUCAAACAGACGUAUUACUGGAGGAGCGAUGCAACUCUCUUUUGCACAGCUAACUGUGGAUUAUUAUCCUUAUCACAAAGCAGGAGAUAGUUGUAAUCACUGGAUGUAUUUUAGUGAUGCAACCAAAACAAAAAAUGGAUGGGCCAACGAGCUGUUACAUGAAUUUGAAUGCAAUGUUGAAAUGCUGAAACAGGCUGUGAAGGAUCAUAACGCAGGUUCACCUCCCAAGUCCCCAACACAUGCCUCUCCCCAGCAAGCACAAACAGAGAAAGAAUCAACUCUGAAAAGCACUUCCAGAGCACCUCCAGUGUUACCUCAACAGUCGAAAGCUAAGUUGAUGUCUAGUUCUGUGGUGGUUAGACUUGCAGAUUUCAAUAUAUACCAGGUCUCUACAGCAGACCAGUGUCGUUCUUCCCCUAAAAGUAUGAUUUCCUGUAAUAAAAAAUCCCUGUAUCUUCCACAAGAAAUGUCUGCUGUCUAUAUAGAGUUCACAGAAUAUUAUUAUCCAGAUGGGAAGGACUUCCCAAUUCCAUCUCCCAACCUCUAUAGCCAGCUGAACGCCCUACAGUUUACUGUGGAUGAGAGAAGCAUUCUGUGGUUAAAUCAAUUUCUGUUGGAUUUAAAACAGAGCCUGAAUCAGUUUAUGGCUGUCUACAAGUUGGAUGACAACUCAAAAUCUGAUGAGCAUGUUGAUAUUCGAGUUGAUGGCUUAAUGCUAAAGUUUGUCAUUCCUUCUGAAAUGAAACCUGAAAGUCACCAAGAUCAACCACGUGCAAUUUCUAUCCAGAGUUCUGAAAUGAUUGCCACCAAUACAAGGCACUGUCCAAACUGCCGGCAUUCUGAUCUAGAAGCUCUCUUUCAAGAUUUCAAAGAGUGUGAUUUUUUUAGUAAAACAUAUACGAGCUUCCCCAAAACCUGUGACAGUUUUAAUCUUCUGCAUCCAAUCUUCCAGAGACAUGCUCACGAACAAGAUACCAAAAUGCAUGAUGUUUAUAAAGGGAAUAUUUCGCCCAAGUUGAACAAGUACAUUCUAAAAACUUCUGCUGCCACAGAUGUUUGGGUUGUGUAUUUUUCUCAAUUCUGGGUAGACUAUGAAGGGACAAAGAGUGGGAAAGGACGGCCAGUCAGCUUCGUGGAUGCCUUCCCUCUCUCCAUCUGGAUUUGCCAACCCAUAAGGUAUGCAGAGUCACAAAAAGAGCUACAGAGUUGUCAUCAGGUAUCUUUAAACUCUUCGCAAAGCGAAUCUAGUGAUCUGGCUAGCCGCUGGAAGCGAAAAAAGCUCUUGAAGGAAUAUUACAGUACUGAGUCUGAGCCUGUGGCCAAUGGUGAACAGCAACCCUCAUCGUCCGGUACGUUUUUAAGACUUUCCUCCUCCUCAUCCGAUGCAGAUCUUCACAUUCUGGUUCACAUUCAUAAGCACGUCAGCAUGCAGGUCAAUCACCACCAGUACCUGCUCCUGCUUUUCCUGCACGAAUCGCUCAUUCUACUUUCAGAGAAUGUGAAGAAAGAUGUAGAAGCGGUGACGGGCAGUCCUGCCAGCCAGAUGUCAAUCUGCAUUGGAAUUUUACUUAAAAGUGCAGAAGUGGCUCUUUUGCUCCAUCCAGUGUGCCAAGCCAAUACUCUGAAGUCCCCUGUUUCUGAAAGAGUGAGCCCAGUGGUUUCUCAUUAUUUGCCGCCAGAAAAUGGAGAGAUUCUGUCUUCAAAAAGAAAACAAGCCAAUAGUGGCAUCCAUCAAAUUAGAAGUGUAACUGUUAAUCAUAUGGCAGACAGCAGAUCUCUGAGUGUUGACCUCAGCCAUGGCCCUUUGAAGGAUCCUGUGCUUUUUAAGUCAGCUAGUGAUACAAAUCUGCAGAAGGGAAUUUCUUUCACGGACUAUUUAUCAGAUAAAACGUUAGGCAAAAUAUGUGAAGAUGAAAGUGGCGGCAUUGUUUACAAAAGCAGCUCCGUAGAAAUCGGAUCAGAAAUCGGUGACAAAAAAGUUAUAUCUUCGACAGAUUCAAGCCGUGUCUUAGGCUACAGAGAAGAUUCAAGUAUACUGUCAUUUGAUAGUGGUGGAAACCCAACUGUAAUUUCAAGUUCGGGUAAAGAAAAUGAGUCCCUAGCCAAAGCUGAAGAGUCUCUUCCAGAAACAGCUUCGCUCAGUGACAACCCGGGAAUCGGGAAGGAAGACGCCUCCACAGUCAGAACACUGACGUCACAGCCAUCCUUAAGUGGAAAGUCUAAGGAACGUUGCCCACCCAAUGUGACUCCCCUCAGUGUUUCUUAUAAGAAUGUGAAAAGAAGCCCCUCUCAAAGCUCAUUGGAUACCAUCUCCCUUGACAGCAUGAUCCUGGAAGAGCAGAUGUUAGAGAGUGAUGGAAGUGAUAUCCAUUUAUUUUUGGAAAAAGGUUUUAAAAAGAACUUGAUUACAAACGACCCAAUCCAGGCAGAGAAUGUGAACACCAGCACAGGCACCCAGCAUUUGGGUGAAACCUCUCCCGAUGCCAUCAGCACAAACUCAGAGGGUGCUCCGGACAACCAUGACGACCUGAUGUCAAUUGUGGUGUUUAAAAUUACCGGUGUUAAUGGGGAAAUUCACAUCCGAGGGGAAGAUACUGAAAUCUGUCUUCAAGUGGACCAAGUGACGCCAGACCAGUUAGGCAACAUCAGUUUUCGGCAUUACCUUGGUAAUCGUUCAGUAGGUUCGGAUCAGAAAGCUGUAGUUCAUUCUAAAUCCUCUCCUGAGAUUACGCUGAGAUUUGAAAGUGGGCCUGGUGCUGUAAUACACUCUUUGCUUGCAGAAAAAAAUGGAUUCCUGCAAUGCCAUAUAGAAAAUUUUAGCACCGAGUUUCUAACAUCUACUCUUAUGAAUAUUCAGCAUUUUUUGGAAGAUGAAACUGUUGCAACAGUGAUACCGAUGAAAAUACAAAUUUCUAACACAAAAAUCAACUUAAAAGAUGACAGUUCACAUAUUGGUACGAUAUCCCUUGAACCAGUUCCUGUAGCUGUCCAUAUUGACCAUCUUGUGGUAGAAAGAAGUGAUGAUGGCUCUUUUCAUAUCAGAGAUUCUCAGAUGCUUAAAACUGGAAGUGAUUUGAAAGAAAGUGCUCAAAGUGACUCCGUUCUGCUGACACAUGGAAAGUGUGAUCUGAAGAAACACUGCAGUGUCAUCACGCAGGCCACUCAGACGGGUCCGGAGCUUCCUUGGCCUUCUCAGGGCUUUACUAGAGAACAGCUCAUGGAGGAGAAUGAAUCUCUUAAACAGGAACUGGCUAGAGCGAAAAUGGCUCUGGCCGAGGCUCACUUGGAGAAAGAUGCUCUUGUUCAUCAAAUAAAGAAGAUGACAGUGGAGUAGCAGGAAUGGCAGGCACAUUAAGCUGUGGAGUAGGACGCUUAUAUUUAUGGCAUGGAUGUUACCAAUUAAUGGAAGACUUCCCUUUUCAUGAAAAGACAAUAAAAUGAAAUGCAAUGUGAUGAAGUGGUACUAUUCCAAACCCAGUUUAAAAAGUAUUCGAUGCAAGCAGUACUAUCUCUAGGUGGUUAGGUUUGACAGGGUUUAUCCUUCUUUUAAACUGGUGUGAUCUGGGAAGUCAAUACCUACUGUAAAAUAAUUCCAUGCCUAAUGAAAAGAAGAUGUCAUUUCCUAAUUUUGAUAUCAUUAUAGGCAUUUUCUAAAAGCAAAAUGAAAACUUGAUUGCUGAAUUUUAUUUCGCACCAUUUGUCAAUAAGUUACCAUUAUUUACAAAGACGUCACUUGCUAAUGUAAAAAGGAAGAUUCCAUUUUGUUAUUAAAAUCAUAUACUUAAAUCUCUAUUUAUUAUUGUAAAAAUACUUAUCAAAUUAAUAAUGUAAUUACUGAGUUUGAAUAAUACCCAAGAAAAUCAUCCCCCUACUGGAUUUGUAAAGUAGCUUAAAAAUGUGAAGGAAAAAAAAAGUUUUAAAUGAUGGGUAAACGCUAUAAUUUUCUAUAUUAAAAUGGUACAAAUGUAAAAAUAAAAAGCACACAUUGUAAGAAAAAAGGAUGGUGGCAAAUAUUAGAGUAUAUAUCCAACUGAUUUAAAAUGUAUUACUUAUACAUUCCUUUAAGCAUUUGCUAUUACAGAUAAAAGAAUAUUUUAACACCCAGCUAAAUUUGACAACGUUUGUUGCUAAGGCUUAUUUAGAACUGUUUAUAAUAUUUCUUUACCUUCAUCUCUCCUCCUUAUAGAGGGUUGUUAUGCAUAUCUUUUCAUAUGCAUAAAACAAUUUCAUACCAUUCUUGUAGUAUUAAGUUAGGUGAGUGUGUGCACAUACUACAUUUAUAAAGUUAGUUUUGACUAGUCUUCUGUGUGACAUGUACAAUCUUCUAUAAUAGUAAUAAUGGUUAGAAUUUGAAUUCUAUUUUCUAGGGGUCUUUAAGUUGGAAUUAACAUGAGAUUCUCAAUUAUGUAUUAUGAAAUGAAAGUACAUAAAGUAUUAAAGAAAUAGGCUUUUACAAAUUUAAAAUAUAUUUCUAAUAGAUUUAAACUAGGUGGGGUCUAUUUUAAAAUUCACAUUCUUAAACAUAAACAUAUCUAAAAUAGAAUAUAAAACAGCUGGAUUAUCAUUUCAUUGAGAUACUUGAAAAUUCUGAAUUCAUUGGUGCUCUGCUUGUUUGGCAUGACUGAUACAAGCCAUCCUGUAUCUGAGUAGGUGGAGAAAAAUACUUAUUUCUUUUCUAUUAAAUAGUAGAUUGAUUUUAGUUUUAUUUAAAAUGGUACUGGUCAUUUUGUUUUGCUUCUGUGAUCAUUUUCAUUUACAUUAUUUAGAAAAACUGGUACUUUGGGGGGAGCUGAGGACAACAAAGAACAAAUUAAAUCCUAAAAUUUUACCUCAGAAUUAAAAAAAAAAUUAUUUUUGAACCCUCCAUCUAGGUCUGUAUGAGUAUAACAGCAUCUGCUUAAGUACAAAGGUCCAAUCAAAGAUUCAAAAUGUUUACAUAGCUUAUGUCCUUUAUAGACUACGGUUGUCUUGUACAUAUAUACUCACCAGAUCGCGUCUUUUAUUGUAGAGCAGGAUUGAAGAGACAUUAACUUCUUUAGAUUGACAGUUUCUUGAGAAUGAUUUGUUUGGACUGUAUAAAUUUUGACUUUAACUAUGGUUUAUUAUAAUUGUUCAGUGUUACAGAAACUGAACAUAUUUGGCCUUCCCAAGAAAGUCAUAUAAAUGUGUAAUAUGGAGCUGAGCAUUCUGUGUUUUGUCAGAUUUUUAAAAAUUUUACUAGCAGUCUGGUUUUUAUAAGGAUUUUAAAUUCCUAAAGAAUUUCCAAAAGGAUAAUCUCAUUAUAAUUUUCAUAACAAACCUAGGAGAAGCACAGAAGUUAUAAAAAAAAUUAUAUUCAGAAGGACAAGUUACAUGACUGAAAUCAUAAGUAGUAACCUGAUCUUUUGACUUAAAACCUGACAAUAUGCAUUUACUGUAGUGUAGUCAUAACUUCACAUGCAAGACAAUUUUUUUGGUGAGAAAUUAUAUAAUGUCUUGUUUUUCUUUUGAAAAUUAAUUUAUUAGUGUGGUGUGUGUGUGUGUGUGUGUGUGUGUGUGUGUGUGUGAUGUGUGUUCAGAUUUUUUUAACUUGGGGACUUUUUGCCUAAGUUAGCCCCAAACUUUUAGCAGAUACAAAACCAGGAAUAAAUUGAUAUUAAACUUAUCAGGGUUUUAAAAGUGGCCAUACAUGAGAAAUAAGUAAAUCUAACACAUCUUAAAAUUUUCUUUGCUAAAUCUCUUAAUAGAGAAGAUGUUAAUGAUCAGGGAGGAAUAGUAAUCAUGUUUUGCUUUUCAAUUUCAUGUAUUGCCAAAGACAUGUUUUUGUUAUCUCCUGGUUUGGUGCUUCUUCUUCUUGUCCCAGAAGUUCAAAAGACCACCACAUGUGCUGAUGCACUAUGUUCAUGUCAGCCCUGGAACAAUGACUAUGCACGGUUGCAGGCAAACGUGUGGAAGAUUAACCAGAAACUGUUUCUGGGUUUGUGUUAUUACUGUUAUCCAGUGUUUGUCAGUAACAAGAGUUACAAGAUUUUCUUUAAUAAGUUCUUAUUAACCUCAAAUGUCAUCUCCCUGUCUCAAUGAAUUCGCCCCGAUUCCUACACUGGUAACCUAGAUCUCAUCUUCAGACGCUUUCCUCUUCGCCCCCUUCUCCUCAUAACCCACUCACACCGAGUCCUCUCGUUGGCCUGGUAAGCAUCCGGAUUUCUUCACUCCUCAUCUCAGCGUGUCUGACCAACCUCAGCUGCCACCAGCAUCUUUUGCCUGCACAACUGCCGUCGCCUCCUAAGUGGUCUCUGCCACUCCUCAGAUCUGUGCUCUCUCUACUGCAGACAGAAUGCUCCUUCUCAAGGUGCAGUUUUUUAUCAAGCUGACCUGCCUAACCCCACGCUCCGCCUCCCACAUUAGCAGUUUCUCUUUGCUCUUAUAGUAAAGACGGAAAUAUUUUCUAUAACCUCUUCGGCCACAUAUGUUAAGGUCACUAACUUCCUGUGGUUGUUCUCUACACCACACGAGUUCAUGCCUCCAAAGUUCAAAACAGUGGCUGGCAUCUCACCUUUCAGACGUCAGUAGAGGUGAGCCGUUGUUUUUUCACCGAGCCUCGCUCUGCUGGGUUCUGCCUUCUUCCUCUUUCUCUCGGUGCCUGGAACAAGGGGAAGACUGAAGUCUCCCUUUGCUUCUGUCAUAGGACCUUUGUGUGAGCUGGUCCCUGGCUUGAACUACUUUCCCCUCUUCAUUGUCUAGUUCAUUCCCACUCGUCUUUUACAUCCCAGCUCAUUCAUUGCUUCCUCAAGGAAGCAAUCCCAAAGUUCUCUGAUAGUUAAGGACCCUUAUUGUACUUUCUCACGACCACAUACCGCCCCUCAGCAGUUAACACCACUGUAAUUUUAUAUGUUUGAUUGAUGGCAAAUCCACUCAAUUGUAAACUCCGUCAGUACAGGAACCGUGUCUUUGUUGUCACCUUUGUUCACCUUUGUAUUCCUUAUGCCUAAUACAGUGCCUGGCACAUAGUAGGUGCUCAAUAAAUUUGUUGAAAGAA